AUGCAGGUGAAGAAGCAACCUUCGAGUAAAGCAAUACCAAUACCUCAACCAAAUUCCUCAGAUACACCGCCAGACGAUGAUCCGUACCCAUCUGAAUCGCUCGACAUUCCUCCCCCUCCCCCCUCGGAGCGGAAGAUUGCACGUCGAAGACCAUCUGUACGAGCAGCCGCUCGCGCUUUUACGCCAGAUGCGGAAUCUCCGUCGACUGUCAAGCGGCGGAAACUCGGUCCGGGCGGUCCAGCCGCUGAUCCCUCAUCCUCACGGCAUCCUUCGGACGACCGACCUGUCGCACCAUCCUCCUAUCCCGCUGCGUCAUCUUCAUCGAGCUCAUCGCGGCGUCCAGAGUAUCUCGGCGCUUCGACAUCUCUAUCGACUCGCGUCGAUAUACCCCGUCCACUAUCACCCCCAACCGCAUUAGGCGCCUCGACGUCACGGCGAAAGUCGAGUAUGGGCCCUCCCUCUGAGCCUUUUGUGCGCAAAACGCGGAAGAGCAUGUCGAGACUGGGAUUGAUACCGGCGGAUCUGGGUGGGGAUACCGAGGUGCCAUUACCGGAGAGCGAGACGCCGAUGAUACGGAAGAAUAGGCAGUUGAGGGAUGAUCAGUCAAGGCGGAGUAGCCUGGGGAUGAGGGGACAAAGAGCGAGUAGCAGUUUAGGAAGAGGAGAAAUCAGCAUACCACAUCCUACCGUCGACUCAUCCCAUUUCCACAAACACAUCUCGCCCGUGCUGCCCGAACCUAUCCGGUGUCGACACCUCCUCGUCUUUUGUGCUAAACGCGCAGCGGACGAGCAUCUGGUGGAAGCCAAGUCGAAAGGCAAAAGCAGGGAUAAGGGGAAGAGCCGGUAUCAGGGGGAAAGAACAGAAGAGGGGGAUAAGCUGGUCAAGGAGAUCAUGGAUACCUUCCUGUCGGGGUUGGGGAAGGGGGACGUAGAGACCAACGUAUUUGGGACAGGAGGUGCCACUGUAUCUGGUCUAUCGCUCAGACCACAUCCGCAAAAUGUCAUUAAUCGGGAAGAACAAGCCAAGGCAGAAUUCACGAUCAAACGGUGUCAGGCUGAAAAAGCGAACUGGAAAGCUAUCAAAGCUCAAGCGAGGAAACGGCAGGAAGAUGUGGUUGCUUCGCUGAGAGCCAAGUCGGCACAGAUACAAGCAGACGACAGGCCAGAUCUGAGCGGGAUGGAGGAUUGGAUGACGGGGGCGCUGGAGUUGGCAGAUGGGAUCUUAGCGGAGGGCGAAGGGGCAUUGGAAGGGAGGGGUGACUUUGCGGACGUCGAGUUCAAGGUCGACAUGCUGCAUCAGUCCACUCAUAGCGCCCUGCAAUACUCCCUCCAAGCCACACGCUUCCUCGACGGCAUUUUUUCCACCCUCGCUUCGGACCUCCGUACUCGAGAUCCCGCGCGGCCCGGCCGAUCCUCCGAGGCAGACGGACCAGAUACAGCCUCCCUCCUCGCCGCCGCCACUACCUCCACCCUCGCUUCCGCUUCUGCGUCCUCCUCAUUCGCCCCACGACCCCGCGCGGACCCUAUCAAUAUGCUUCGCGCCCUCGCUGCCGCCGAGCAGAAACAGCAAGACGGGGAGGGUCUGGCAGCUGCCAAGCGAGUCCAGCCUGUCUCUGCUGCGUCGCUCGGAUUGGGGAUGUCUACCUCGACUGCGCCGCCUUCUUCGGGGAUGCCCUCUGCGCAGACGCCAAGAAGGGCCGCUCCGACCCCGAGGCGAGCAGGGGCAAUGGGGGGGAGUACAGCCAACCCUGGUCCGCCAGGCACGGGAGGGGGAAGGGGGAGGAUCUACGGGAAAGGAGCACACACGGCAGCGGAGUAG
Dioszegia hungarica is the source of this 1818-nucleotide messenger RNA. RefSeq names its product Mis12-Mtw1 protein family-domain-containing protein. NCBI's taxonomy places the organism in Eukaryota, Fungi, Basidiomycota, Tremellomycetes, Tremellales, Bulleribasidiaceae. The transcript has 6 exons. Gene Ontology annotation, cellular component: MIS12/MIND type complex. Gene Ontology annotation, biological process: cell division; mitotic sister chromatid segregation. The record is from RefSeq and is a predicted model, not a curated record. The coding region runs from base 1 to 1818 and encodes 605 amino acids.